AUGAAUAGUAAUGUAGAAACUCAAUGGGCGCGUGAGAAUUGUCCGAUAUCUGUGAAUGAACAUAUUUUCUUGAUCUACCUGAUAUGCCUACCCUUUAAGAGGUAUGUGGUGUUGGCGAUUAAUUGGCUAUUUUCCAAUUUAAUAUACAUUGGGUGUAAGGAGAAGACCAUUUUCAUACCCAUCGAAGGAGCUACCGUAAAUGAUGGGGUUAUCAUAUUGUUGGAAGGUGCGUUUAGUAUGACCAGUUAUCUCUAUGAGCAAGAUAACUUUUUUCUCUUAAUUAUCAUUAUGGAUUCAAAUGAGAAAAAUGACACCUUGUUAAUUCCAGUAGUGUAUGAGGUUUUUGAUGAGUUCCUAGAGGAUGUCACUUCUUUACAUCCUGAAAGAAAAAUGGAAUUCUCCAUUGACCUAGUUCCGGAAACUGCCCCAGUUUCCGUUGCACCAUAUAAAAUGUCUCUAGUUAAGUUGAGAGAGUUGAAGAAUCAAAUAGAGGAUCUGUUGGAGAAACACUUCAUUCGACCAAGUGUGUCUCCAUGGGGUGCUCCUAUCUUGUUAGUGAAAAAGAAAUAUGGUGGUAGAUGA
Molecule: messenger RNA, 582 nt
Organism: Lathyrus oleraceus (garden pea)
Lineage: Eukaryota; Viridiplantae; Streptophyta; Magnoliopsida; Fabales; Fabaceae
Exons: 1
Coding region: 1-582 (193 amino acids)
Source: RefSeq, a predicted model, not a curated record